AUGUCAUGUCCAAAACCAGGAAGACACAAUAAGAUAGAAAAGAAGGAAGAAAACAACAGGUACAGGCAGUCAACGACAGCAACUGCACUCAUUAGGAACAGAAAACGAUCAAGAGAAAAUAUGUCAUCAAGAUACAGAGUAGAAUAUCAUUUGAAAUCUCACAGGAAGGAUGAAUUCAUUGACUGGAUAAAGGGACUCCUUGCCGCUCCUUUCGUCUUGCAUGCAAUUUCCAACAUCUCAUCACAGGAUGAUAAUGAUGAUGAUUUAGUUACUACACAAAGAGUUAAAUCACAAUAUGCAGAUAUCUUUAAAGAUAUUGAACGAUUGAUUCAAAAUAAGAUUGAAUUCGAUCAAGCUUUCCAAAAUGAAUUGGAAAAUACAAACAACGACGAGGAGGAAAAUGCAAACAAUGAUGACAGUGACGCUGAGAGAGGUGAUGUGGAAACGAAAAAAACAUACGCAAUAAUGGGUAAAUCAAGAUUGAAUCUUUUAGUCCCAUCAAUUGGAACAUUCUUCACGGAGUUACCCCUAGAAGAGGCAUUCCUUUCUGAUGAUUAUAGGAAAAGAAUCUCAGCAAGAAGGAUGGUUGCCCCCAGUUUCAAUGACAUUAGAAAUAUAUUGAAUACAGCACAAAUCUUACAUUUCAUUAAACAAAGAAAGAUUAAAAAUGGUAAUAGAUUGAAAUUGGUAACUUUUGAUGGUGAUGUCACUUUGUAUGAAGAUGGUGGGUCUUUGUUCGAUACAAACCCCGUUAUACCUUACAUUUUGAAAUUAUUGAAAUGUGACAUUAGAGUCGGGAUCGUCACUGCUGCUGGUUAUGAUGAUGCUUCCACUUAUGAAAGAAGAUUGAAAGGGUUAAUUAAUGCAUUACAUAAUUCUGAAUCAUUAACUGUAAAACAAAAGAGUAACUUGACUAUCAUGGGUGGUGAAUCAAAUUAUCUUUUCCGUUAUUAUGAAAAUGAAGAUCAAAGUGAUUCAUUCGGUUUCAUAGCUAUUGAAAAGGAAGAAUGGAUGUUACCUGUAAUGGAAGAUUGGUCUCAAAAAAAUAUUGAAAUGACUUUAGAUUUCGCUGAACGAACUCUAACUAAUUUGAAAAGAAGAUUAAACAUCCCGAAAGAAGUACCUAUCAUAAGAAAGAAACGUGCCGUGGGGAUUGUACCAGGUAGAAGAUAUGAUGAACGUUUACAAUCUAAUGUUCCUGUGAAAUUAGCAAGGGAACAAUUAGAAGAAAUUGUGUUAACUUUACAAAAUAAUUUAGAAAGUUUCCCACCUAGUAAUCAUAUUCAAUUUAGUUGCUUCGAUGGUGGUAGUGACGUUUGGUGUGAUAUUGGUGGGAAAAAUUUAGGUAUUACAACUCUUCAACAUUAUUAUGAUCCAACAAAUCCAAUUAAACCUCGUGAAACAUUACAUGUAGGUGACCAAUUUGCUCCAAUGGGAUCGGCAAAUGACUUUAAAGCUAGAUUAGCAGGAUGUACUUUAUGGAUUGCAUCCCCUCAAGAAACAGUUGAUAUUUUACAUAGAUUAAUUGAAUCAUAA
Naumovozyma dairenensis CBS 421 is the source of this 1536-nucleotide messenger RNA. RefSeq names its product IMP 5'-nucleotidase (gene ISN1). Bases 1 to 1536 code for a protein of 511 amino acids. NCBI's taxonomy places the organism in Eukaryota, Fungi, Ascomycota, Saccharomycetes, Saccharomycetales, Saccharomycetaceae. The record is from RefSeq and is a predicted model, not a curated record. The transcript has a single exon. Gene Ontology annotation, molecular function: magnesium ion binding. Gene Ontology annotation, biological process: nicotinic acid riboside biosynthetic process; nucleotide metabolic process; nicotinamide riboside biosynthetic process.